Camelus dromedarius (Arabian camel) is the source of this 2074-nucleotide messenger RNA. RefSeq names its product phospholipase B domain containing 1 (gene PLBD1). The record is from RefSeq and is a predicted model, not a curated record. The coding region runs from base 287 to 1942 and encodes 551 amino acids. Gene Ontology annotation, molecular function: glycerophospholipase activity. The transcript has 11 exons. Lineage: Eukaryota; Metazoa; Chordata; Mammalia; Artiodactyla; Camelidae.
CCAGAAGUGCAGCAGGCGACUGGCCCGGCCCGGCCCACAGGGCGCUAGAGGGUCAGAAAGGACCCGCCUUUCCCAGACCGGGGUCCAGCCGGGCGAAGGUUGUCCCCAAGGCCACGUGAGGCUUCCUCGCCACUAAAAGCCCCAAACCGGCAGGGUUCAUGAGAAAGGAAAGUUAAGGGCGUCCCAACCUCCCCGCCGCCGACCCCGGAGCCGCUCUUCCAGCGGCCGCCACCGCCCGCCCAGCGGCAGCCUCGUCCAGCCCAGCGGAGAUCGAGGCCGCCGAGCCAUGUCCCGCCGCAGCCGGGACGGGAGCCUGGGGCUGCCCGCGCCGCCGGCCCCGCCGCCGCCGCCGCCGCCGCUGCUGCUGCUGCUGCUGCUUCUGGCCGCCGCGGUGCCGCCGAGCCGGGCAGAAGUCUACUAUGCCACCGCGUACUGGAUGCCUACUGAAAAGACUAUACAAGUCAAAAAUGUACUGGACAGGAAAGGGGAUGCCUAUGGCUUUUACAAUGACUCCAUGAAAACCACAGGCUGGGGCAUCCUGGAGAUCAAAGCCGGAUAUGGUUCUCAGUCCUUGAGCAACAGGGUCAUCAUGUUUGCAGCCGGAUAUUUGGAGGGUUACCUCACUGCUCCACACAUGCAUGACCACUUCACGAACCUCUACCCACAGCUGAUUAAGAACCCUUCUGUCAUGAAUAAAAUCCAGGAGUUUUUAACGAAGCAAGAUCAGUGGACCCGGAAUAACAGCAAAUAUUACAAAGAUGACCCAUUUUGGAGACACACGGGCUAUGUUAUGGCUCAGAUGGAUGGGCUGUAUGUAGGGGCAGUGAAGAGGGCUGCAUUAGAGGGAACAAAGCCCUUAACACUGUUCCAGAUUCAGUUCCUGAACGCUGUUGGAGAUCUGUUGGACCUGAUCCCUUCAUUUUCUCCCACAAAGAACUCCAGCCUGAAUUUUUCUAAGAGAUGGGACAUGGGACACUGCUCUGCUCUUAUUAAGGUUCUUCCUGGAUUUGAGAACAUCUUUUUUGCUCACUCAAGCUGGUACACGUAUGCAGCCAUGCUCAGGAUAUACAAACACUGGGACUUCAACAUCAUUGAUAAAGACACAAGCAGCAGUUUCCUCUCUUUCAGCAGUUACCCAGGGUUUUUGGAGUCUCUGGAUGACUUUUACAUUCUUAACAGUGGUUUGGUAUUGCUGCAGACCACUAACAGCGUGUAUAAUAAGACCCUAUUGAAGCAGGUGGUACCCCAGUCUCUCCUGGCCUGGCAGAGAGUCCGGGUGGCCAAUAUGAUGGCAAAAGAUGGCAAGCAGUGGGCAGAGAUCUUUUCAAAAUACAACUCUGGCACCUAUAACAAUCAGUACAUGGUCCUGGACCUAAAGAAGGUAAAUCUGAACUACGGCCUUGGCAAAGGCACUCUGUACAUUGUGGAGCAAAUUCCUACAUAUAUAGAAUAUUCUGAACAGACCGAUGUUCUCCGAAGAGGAUAUUGGCCCUCCUACAACAUUCCCUUCCAUGAAAAAAUCUACAACUGGAGUGGCUAUCCACUGUUAGCCAAGAAGCUGGGUUUGGAAUACUCUUACGAUCUGUCUUCACGAGCCAAAAUCUUCCGGCGUGACCAAGGGGAAGUGACUGAUAUGGCAUCCAUGAAAUAUAUCAUGCGAUACAACAACUACAUGAAGGAGCCUUACAGUAGGGGUGAUCCCUGCAACACCAUCUGCUGCCGGCAGGACCUGAGCUCCCGCGACCCGAGUCCUGGAGGUUGCUAUGACACCAAGGUGGCAGACAUCUACCUAGCUUCUCAGUCCACGGCCCAUGCCAUCAGUGGGCCCACAGCUGAAGAUGGCCUCCCCGUUUUUCACUGGAACCGCUUCAACAAAACCCUGCAUCGGGGCAUGCCAGAGGUCUACAACUUUGAUUUUAUUACCAUGAAACCAAUUUUGUAACUUGACAUAAAAUGAAGGAGGGAGAUGAGGGAACAGAAGGGAACAGGAGGCUGCGAGAUACCAAAGGUACUAUUUUCAGCUAUGUUUUUCCAUUCAGAAUUAGUCUUAAUAAAAUAUAUUAAAUUCAGUCUA